UUGUUACCUCACCAGUCAAGACAGCGCAAGGUCGUCGUAGCAGCAGUUCGCCGUAAACAUGAUGUCUCUUGCUGCCCGGUCUGGGGCAUUUUCCCCUUACAUGCAAGCUACAGCGGUUGCUGUCGCUGGUCCCCUAAAAGCUCUGGUACCUGGGGUUGUUGUGAAGGGAGAGAAGAUUUUGUUGGACCCGAAAAAACAGUUCCUCUGCCGCGAAUCGCUCAACGGUCAAAGCCCAAAGACGGGGCCUGCUGUGACUGUUAGCAUUAAUGGCUGUGCAGGGGUCCGAUUUGCCCACACAGAUGUCAGGGUACCAGACUUCUCUGACUACAGGCGCCCAGAUGUGCUCGACCCCAGCAAGUCCUCCCAGGAGAGCAGCGAGUCCAGAAGAACCUUCUCAUACCUGGUCACCGGUGCCACAACCGUGGUGGGCGUCUACGCUGCCAAGACGGUGGUCACUCAGUUUGUUUCUUCCAUGAGCGCCUCGGCUGACGUCCUGGCCCUGUCCCAGAUCGAAAUCAAGCUGAGCGACAUCCCUGAAGGCAAGAACAUGACCUUCAAGUGGAGAGGCAAACCGCUGUUUGUCCGUCAUCGCACAGAGAAGGAGAUCGCCACAGAAGCCGGCGUGAACAUGGCAGAGCUGCGCGACCCUCAGCACGACAACGACAGGGUCAUCAACCCCCGCUGGGUCAUCGUCCUCGGGGUGUGCACACAUCUGGGUUGUGUGCCCAUCGCCAACGCUGGUGACUUCGGAGGUUACUACUGCCCCUGCCACGGCUCUCACUAUGACGCCUCGGGCCGCAUCAGGAAAGGCCCCGCCCCCCUCAACCUUGAGGUUCCCUCCUACGAGUUUCUAGACGACGACACUGUGAUUGUUGGAUAAAUCACACUCCUCAGACUGAGCUCUCAUUGUACAACAGCUUUCACUUUGUCAGCAGCAUCAGUGUGGUAGACAUCUUUUCAAUAUAGUGAUGCAUUGGAGGAAACGUUGAGGUGUAAUAAUGCUGUUUAUGUCUUGUUGCUUCUGCCAGCUGUUCACAUCAAUAACAACUGGUACAUGUGGAGAUGUUUUUAUGCUGCAGUGUGUUUCACUCAGUGAACAUGACGGAUGUUGUUAGUCCUCUGAUUACUUUACAUAAUGCUGCUUUUAAAUGCAAAUCAUUUACAAUAUGGCAUCUGAGUUAAAUAGGUGAACCCUUGGAGGAUGCUGUCCUCUUCCUUUCCCGCCCCUGAAGGUCACGUCAACAUGAAAUGAAAACACCUGCUACUCUUAAGUUAUAGUUCAUCUAAUUUGCAAAGAACAAAUGUGUUGAGGCCUGGUUAAUAAAGAUUUCUAUUUUAUUUGACAACCUGCA
This is a messenger RNA of Anarrhichthys ocellatus (wolf-eel), 1352 nucleotides long. RefSeq names its product cytochrome b-c1 complex subunit Rieske, mitochondrial-like. Bases 59 to 880 code for a protein of 273 amino acids. The transcript is spliced from 2 exons. Gene Ontology annotation, cellular component: membrane. Gene Ontology annotation, molecular function: 2 iron, 2 sulfur cluster binding; quinol-cytochrome-c reductase activity. The record is from RefSeq and is a predicted model, not a curated record. NCBI's taxonomy places the organism in Eukaryota, Metazoa, Chordata, Actinopteri, Perciformes, Anarhichadidae.